Messenger RNA from Pyricularia oryzae 70-15, 2519 nucleotides. Its product is annotated as fimbrin. Gene Ontology annotation, biological process: actin filament network formation; actin filament bundle assembly. The coding region runs from base 296 to 2248 and encodes 650 amino acids. The transcript has 3 exons. Gene Ontology annotation, molecular function: actin filament binding. The record is from RefSeq and is a predicted model, not a curated record. Gene Ontology annotation, cellular component: cytoplasm; actin filament bundle; actin filament. NCBI's taxonomy places the organism in Eukaryota, Fungi, Ascomycota, Sordariomycetes, Magnaporthales, Pyriculariaceae.
UUACAUCACCCCGCCCCCACCCGGCCAACAGACCUUGCGCAGCCCAACCAGAAGACGUACCUUGACCUGGGAUGCUCACCUACCUGUGAUGACAAGCGAUUUGUGAACAAGCCCCUGGCAUUCUCAAUUCUUACUUCACUCUCAAAGACAGUGUUUUUCGCAAUAUCGAUUUUUCGUGGGAGAGUAACUUUAAGUCUAAGGCGUCAAGUGGUCUUCGAAACAAUCAACCCCCCUCUUAUCCGAAGCCUGCCAGUCUCCCUUGUCCCUGGAUCGCUUGAUCCUCCAAAUAACAGUCAUGAACGUUCUCAAACUUCAGAGGAAGUUUCCCGAGUUCCAACAAAACGAGAUCUUUGAGCUCUCCAACUCGUUCUCAAAGCUUGAUGUCGACGACAAAGGAUACCUCGACGAGGCCACCGCGAUCAAAGCUACCCAGCAGAGCGAACGUCAGCCCUACGAUGUCGUGCGCCAGGCCCUCAAGGAAGUCGAUCUGGACUCGUCGCGACGAGUAGAGCUUGAAGAUUACGUCGGCCUGAUCGCAAAGCUGCGCCAGUCCUCCCCCGCGCAAAAGCGUCUUUCUGGCGGCGGCGGCGCGGCGCCUCUCGCCCCAUCAGGUGUCGUCUCGCAGAGGACUGGCGGGCACGCUUCGAAACCGAGUGUUAGUGGCAAGAUUCAGGUGCAAGGCUCCAACGCGAACAUCACGCAUACCAUCAACGAGGAUGAGCGCACAGAGUUUACCCGCCACAUCAACGCCGUUCUUGCCGGUGAUCCCGACAUUGGCAGCCGCCUCCCCUUCCCUACCGACACCUUUGAAAUGUUCGACGAGUGCAAGGACGGUCUUGUGCUGGCCAAGUUGAUCAACGACAGCGUGCCCGACACCAUCGACGAGCGUGUGCUCAACCGCCCCGGAAAGAAAACCAAGAACCUCAACCACUUCCAGAUGACCGAGAACAACAAUAUCGUCAUUGAGUCUGCCAAGGGUAUUGGUUGCUCGGUGGUCAACAUUGGUAGCGGAGACAUCAUUGAGGUCCGCGAGCAUUUGAUUCUAGGUCUCAUUUGGCAGGUUAUCCGGAGAGGUCUGCUGGGCAAGAUUGAUAUCAAGCUGCACCCCGAGCUCUACAGGCUGUUGGAGGAGGACGAGACACUGGAGCAGUUCCUGAGGCUGCCUCCGGAGCAGAUCCUGCUGCGCUGGUUCAACUACCACCUGAAGGCGGCCAACUGGCCGAGGAGGGUCAACAACUUCUCUAGUGACAUCAAGGAUGGCGAGAAUUAUACUGUGCUCUUGGCCCAGAUUGGCACCGAAUACGGCUGCGACAGGUCGCCACUGCAGACGCAAGAUCAUCUCCAACGUGCCGAGCAGGUCCUUCAAAACGCUGACCGGAUGGGCUGCCGCAAGUUUCUGACGCCCACAUCUCUUGUUGCCGGAAACCCCAAGCUGAACCUUGCAUUCGUUGCAAACCUGUUCAACACACACCCUUGCCUAGACCCCAUAACCGAGGAGGAGAAGCUGGAAGUGGAGGACUUCGACGCCGAAGGCGAACGCGAGGCUCGUGUCUUUACUCUGUGGCUCAACAGCUUGGAUGUGCAGCCUGCAGUCGUUUCAUUCUUUGACGACCUGCGGAAUGGAACAGUCCUCCUGCAGGCUUACGACAAGGUCAUCAAGGGCUCAGUAAACUGGAGGCAUGUUAACAAGCCCCCGGCGCAUGGCGGUGACAUGUCGCACUUCAAGGCGAUCGAGAACACCAACUACGCCAUUGAGCUUGGAAAGCAAAACGGUUUCUCUCUGGUCGGAAUCCAGGGAGCAGAUAUAACCGACGGGCAAAAGACUCUGACGUUGGGUUUGGUUUGGCAAUUGAUGCGCAAGGACAUUACCUUGACCCUGUCUGCGCUGGCUCAAAGGCUCGGCAAGCGUGAGAUUACCGACACUGAGAUGGUCAGGUGGGCCAACGAGAUGUCAAAGAAGGGCGGCCGCAACUCGUCCAUCCGGUCAUUCAAGGACCAGACUAUCGGCACCGGUAUCUUCCUUUUGGAUGUGCUCAACGGCAUGAAGAGCAGCUACGUAGAUUACGACCUGGUCACGCCAGGCCAGACGGACGAUGAUGCGUACCUCAACGCUAAGCUAUCCAUCAGCAUUGCGAGAAAGAUGGGCGCGACGAUUUGGCUGGUGCCCGAGGAUAUUUGCCAGGUCCGGAGUCGUUUGGUCACGACGUUUAUUGGUUCCCUGAUGGCGACGCAUGAAAAGAUGGCUUGAGCUUGUGGUGGGUCCAGUGGCUCGAUUUCGUGACACGAUGGCGCCAGGGGUUCAAAUCGGUUGGGAUGCUCGCGUGAGCUAGACGGGCUACCUCAGCUACACCGAGAAUAGGGCCUGUCUCAAGCGGUAGAUUAGACCGACGAGGCCUUUAGGUGAAAAAAAAGCUGGUUGCGUUUGGUUGAAACUGUCUUCCUUUCGGGAUGUAAAUGAAACAAACAACUUGCAAUGAUAUCUACCGUUAGCUAUUUUUCGAGUCGUGUUUGGUUCGGAU